This is a messenger RNA of Psylliodes chrysocephalus, 507 nucleotides long. The record is from the annotation of a GenBank genome assembly. NCBI's taxonomy places the organism in Eukaryota, Metazoa, Arthropoda, Insecta, Coleoptera, Chrysomelidae.
AUGUGCCUGAAUAAUAUGAUGAGACAUAAGUUGAAAGACCUUCCUUUUAAUAAUAUUUUUAUAAGUACCGAAUCUUAUUCAAAAUGUGAUAUUCAGUGGGAUAAACUAACAACAGUAGAGUGGGCACAAUUUUUUGACAGUUCAAUACUUGAAAAUAAUUAUUCCAUUUGGUCUAAAGUAUCAGAAUAUAAAGACGCGGGGAACAAUUACGUAUUUUCAGAGCUUUCAAACUAUGCCUUAACUUGCUUGACGCUACCUUCGAGUAAUGCUGCAGUCGAAAGAGCGUUCUCAGUAAUGGCGGCUGUGAAACCAAAGUGCAGAAAUGGAAUGCAGAUAAAGAUGUUGAACGCAAUUUUAAGAUUUAGGUUAGAUUUGUAUUCUAAAAACGUUUGUUGCAAAAAUGUUUGUUCUACUGAGCAAAUGUUUAAAAAAUUUAAUUCCAAAGAAGUGUACGCGUGUGAUGUUAAUGAUGCUAAUAUUUUAGAGAUUUUUGAGCUGUUGCAAUAA